Molecule: messenger RNA, 3897 nt
Organism: Xyrauchen texanus (razorback sucker)
Lineage: Eukaryota; Metazoa; Chordata; Actinopteri; Cypriniformes; Catostomidae
Gene: bcl2l13
Product: BCL2 like 13
Exons: 7
Coding region: 192-1724 (510 amino acids)
Biological process (GO): regulation of apoptotic process; apoptotic process
Cellular component (GO): mitochondrion
Source: RefSeq, a predicted model, not a curated record
CUAGACACGACCCAGUGAGCGUGUCUUCAUCCCACACACGCGCAACAUGGACACCAUGGCACGCACGCGCAAGGCUAAACUGUUAGCCAACCCACAAGCAAAGCAGUUACAAGUCAACUGCCAAAAAAACCGGGACUGUAAACACUCUCAUUAGGCCCUGCAUGUUUCUGUGAUCCUGACAUCUCUCAUCAAUGGCUGCCUCUGGCUCCUCCACCACAGUGCCUGUAGAAUUUCACUAUGAGACCAAGUAUGUCAUCCUCAGCUACCUCAGCCUGCUUCCUCCAAGAUCAAGACCCUCAGAGGCUGCUGUCACAGAGGGAGAGAGCCACUCCUCACAGGAAAUGGAGAGAGAGAGGAAAAGCAGCCUGAAGAAACAGAUUGAGAAUGAGAUGAAGCAGCUGGAAGAGGAAAUUGCAGCUUCCUUUUCCAGGACUGGUUUUGAUAGUCACACAUCCCCAGUGUUCAGUCCAGCUAAUCCAGAGAGCUCCAUAGAGGACAGUCUGACAAUGCUUGGGGACUGUGUCUCCCGGGACCUGGACACACACCUGUCCACCGCGACUCAAACACUUCUUAGAAGUGAUUUGAACUUUGAGCAUUUCAUAGCAGUGGUAGAAGAGGUGUCCUCUCAUGCUCAAGGUUGGAGCAAGGUGUUGGUACCAUUAGUAUUGUUACAGGCCCUGCAGUCUGAGGGACAUCCACUGGAAACUUUGCUAGAUUAUGGUCUGCGUUACCUUGAAGAAUCGCAAGCAGACUUUAUCAUUCAGCAGGGAGGAUGGGGUACUGUGUACAGCCUUGAUGAAACUGAGGACCCUGGAGUGAUCAUAGCUGAAGACAGUAACGACAUAUACAUCCUGUCAGGUGAACAGGCCUCAGAUCAGCUAAGCUCUCCUGCAUCACUACUGACUGUAGGAGAUAGUAGUGGGCCAGCUUCCUGGCAGACAGAGAGUCUUCCUGUGUCUCUGACAGGUCACGAGUCCUGGGCCCAGAUUGGCAUGAUGGACCCAGAAGACAUCAAGAGUCUGGACAGUGCUGAGGGAGUGGCAUUAGCCGAGGAGCAAAGCGAAAACAACUCUUCCAACUCCGACAUUGUCCAUGUGGAACGUGAAGAUGCAGAACUCCUUGAGGAGUGUGGGGAAACGGUAGAGGAAGGGGAGUUGCAGAGUAGUGUUCUCAGUAUGUUGGGUAGUGAGAGUGAACUUGCUGCUGUCAGAGAAGAAGCACCACCAGAGCAAUUUCCACCAGCACAUGAGCCAGUUGUUCCUGUAGAGGAACCGAUGGUCAUCACAGAGACUCCUCUUAAAGUAAGUGAUGCUCCACCUCCAGCCUCAGUUGAGCAAGAGCAAGUAGUCUCCCAUCCUGUUGCUGCAGUCAACCCUGUGCCUGAACUUCAAUCCCAGCCAGCUCAGCCAGAGACUGUUCCAGCUCCUGUGGAGCCACCGUCAACAUGCCCAGUAACAGAGCAUCUUCCUGUCAUGGCCCCACUACCUGAUCCAGAACCAGUCCAAGCAACCGUAGAGCAGGAGAUAUUUCCAGAGGUUGAGCCAAAGCCCACCUUGCUUACCCAAGACCUCCCUGUCUCAACAGCUACUAUGGCCCCAGUGCAGAUACAGUCUGUGCCACAGACGGAGUCCUCUGACCUCCCUGUGCUGCUAUAUGGUGGAGCAGCCCUGGUGGCCAUUGCUGCUGUUGUGGCAUUUGGAGCAUUGGCCUACAGGAAGAAGUAAAAUGUAGUUUAACGGUCCAUGCCCUCAGUAUAUUUUGCCCUAAUGGAAGCCUGGGCCACUGUGCUGCCAAAAGCUGCACUUUAUGGGAAUAGUACUAUCCUACCAUCAUACCAUUUUGUCUUCAGUUCUCAUGGCUUUUAUUUUUGUAAUAUUUAAAUUUUGUUGCAUUAGCGUCUUAGUCCUUUUAAACCAGCUUAAGGAUAGUUCACCCAACAACAACAAAAUUAUCUCAUUUACUUAACCUCAUUUUUUUUUAAAGUAUUAUUUUUUAGAAGAAUAUUUCAGCUCUGUAGGUCCAUACAAUGCAGUGGUUUAAUCAAUGUCUUUAUAAGUAAUCCAGUUGGAUUUGUGUUAGAACAGACCAAAAUAGAACUGUACAUCUUGCCAUUGAAGUCUCUAGGCACGAUCAUGAUUUCUAGCUCUAUGACACAUCCUAGUGCUUGACACAUGUGCAAAGUGCAAGAUGGUGCUAUAGGAAGUGUAAUCGAGCUUGAAAUCAUGAUCACCAAGGAUACUGCUGUCAAGAUGUACAGUGAAAACGGAGUUACAUUUUGGUCUGUUCUCGCCCAAAACAAACUGGAUCACUUUAGAGGGCAUUGAUUUAACCACAGGAGUUUGAUGGAUUAUGUUUAUGCUGACUGGAUCUGCUUUUUGGAUCUUCUAAGGCCUGGCUACCAAUCAUUGCAUUGAAUGGACCUACAGAUCUGAGAUAUUAUUCUAAGAAUCUUUGUGUUCUGCAGAAGAGAAAAAAGUCACACAUCUUAGGGUGAGUAAAUGAUGAGAGUAUUUUUGGGUGAAUUUACCUUUUAAUGACUUGAUGGGAACUACAGGUGCAAAUGCAUCUGUUUUAGGUGAAUUCAGGUUUAUUUUGGGGUAUCAUGUUGCUGUUGUGCUGUAUUUGUGAACAUAGUAGUUAACUGGCUGUGACCUAGGUUUUGGUCAGUAGGCUAAAUGCCACUAAACUAUGUUUUUCUGUGUACGUGAAGUAAAUUUCUUCAUUAACACAGUAUGCACACAUUGUCCGUGUGCAACCUAUUAUUUCUAGAUAUGCAAACAGUACACGUCUUUGCACCUCAUCACCGCUGACUGUUAAAGAGUUUCAAAAAGCAGUCGUAGUGCCCAUACAGUGAACACUUUGCUAUGGGCUUGCGGGUAAAUGUAUGCGUUGAAAGACUGAGCACUUGCCAGUGAGCGAGAUGGAAUGAUUCUGUUUUGAAUUCCCCCUUUUAAAGACUAAAAUUAGAAACCUAGGUCACAGCCUUAAAUUGAAAACCCCUUCACUUUAUCCAUAAUGUUUGGGGGUAUCUAAAGGAAUUGCUAAUACAUCAAAUCAUCAUACUGUGAACUUAUUUAGGGUACAGAAAUAUAGCAAUAUAUAAUUAGAGAUAUUUGUUAGCACUCUUCAGGGUGUGAAAAUACAACACCAGCACAGCCUAUAUUGCCAUGGCACAAUGCACACUUGACUGAAAUUAUCUCACAAAAAGUAUGAUUUGCUAGACAAGGGAAAGUCAUAUUUAGUUUUCUAAUCUGAUAUAUUUUGUAUCAAAUAUCCCUGAAUCUGUGUCAGAAGUUGGUUCAAUAAAUACCUGUGAAUACUGAAAUGAGAAUAUGAUAAAACAGUAGGCAGGGCUUUUAAUCUUAAACCAUGUUUCAGAAACCUCAAGAUUAAUUUUAUAAUUCAAUAGUAAAAAGAUAUUUGUUGUGCAGGCUAACACUCCCUGUUUGCUGCGAAUAGCAUAUGCUGACUACAGGUUUUUGGACCAGAAUGUCUCUUAAAUGUCUUCUGAACCAUAUAGGUCAGUCUUGUUCUUUUCAUUAAUUUGGGAUCCUUAUCAUCAGUUCUUUACCGUUAUGUCUCAUAACACAUUGCACACAAAGUAUUGUCUCUCUUCAGCUUCCAAGACUACCUGAUUCACACCUUGCCUAUACCUUGUGCUGUUGUUUGUGCUUAUGAUCUAAAGGCCUGCACAGCGUAGCCUUGUCACUACCUUCCCCUGUUGUGUGCCUAUCCAAAAGAGACCCUGGUCAAAACUAGCAGAAAUUACUUCUACAGGUAGGAUCCACCUGAUGUGUCUGUGGUUGGGAACCUCACCUCAGAUCAUUUUUUUUCUUUUUUUGUACCAUUGACAAAAGCUGUGAAAUAAAACCUUAUUCCCUUAAAGGGCAAACCUGA